AUGGCUGUCCUGCAAGAGGCCAACAGUGCCUCGCCAAUUGAGGAAACGACGCCCCUUCUGCCACACGAAAAUGAACCCAAACAAAGAGAAGGGAAGCGGGGCGUAUCAGUCUUGUUUCGCGCUUUGCUCUGCGCUUUUCUCGUCUCGUUGACCUUUGGCAUUACUCAAGUUCCCAUCCUCUAUGCUUUCCGCCUCAUGAUGUGCGAUGCGUUUUACGAGCAUCAUGAACCGGAUCCCGACGUCGAUGAUAUUUGCGCCAGGCGCGAGAUCGAGGCUGGAGCUGCGCGCUCUUUUGCUGUUUUGGCCUCGUCGACUACGAUUUUUGGUCUGGUGAAUCUGCUUGUAGCUGGGUGGACGAUUAAAAGGCUGGGCGUCAAGUUGGCGCUCAUUAUUCAGAUUUUUUGGCCUGCGGUGCGUCUGCUGGUGCAGACUAUCGGUAUCAUGCACGGCGGCAAGAUUGGCAUCUUGAUUGUGCAGUCUUCCCAGAUCAUCACUGUCGUAGGUGGCCCGAAUGGUUACGUCCUAUGUCUCAAUUCGCUGGUUGCCGAUGUGGUCCAGCAUGAAGCGCGGACUGGCUCAUUGGGCCGCCUUCAGGGCUGCAUGUACUUUGGCUCCGCAAUUGGCUUUUUGGUUGGUGGUGUUGUAGGUGACUACUUUGGUAUUCUUGCGCCGUUCCGCAUGACGCUGGCAUUGUUCCUGCUAUGCUGCUUAUACGUUGCCUUGUCUCUACCUGCCAUGCCUCCGCCCAUAGAGGACGAGAACGCGAAGCCUCGCCAAAGCACCGGUAUUGCGCGCUUCUUGGGCCCUCUUCGAAUCUUUGCGCCGCAAAAAUGGGUUCUACCAGACGGACGUACAUGCACUCAGACCGGAGCAUUGACCCUAGGCAUUGGCGUCUUCUUGGGUAUCCUUGCGACAGGAUAUAUACCAGUGCUACUCCAAAUGUACGCAACUGCGGAAUUUCAUUUUGGUACCAGUGAGAAUGGAGCAUUGAUCUUCCUAUACUCGUCUUUGAGAGGUGGGUUUCUCUCCCUCGUCUUCCCGCGCAUCAUUGCUGCUGGGCGGAAAUGGCUGGGUGACGGCGACAAAAAGAGGGAAGAGGAAGAAGAGCAAAGGGGGCCACUACUCGCAGUCCAUGUCAUACCGCCCACGCCCGCGACAACAGAGACUGUUGAUCCCCUGGAGAAUGAGGAACCGCCAAACCCAGAACCAACGAAUGAACAAGAGACGUUUGCGUUUGACCUGUUCUACGCGCGUUUCAGUCUUUUGCUUGAUGGGAUCCUUACCGGCGUCGCCGUCUUUGUGUCGCAGGGAUGGCAGAUGUUUCUUGUCGCCGUAUUGCUACCAUGUGCUGCAGGUACGGGUGCAGCGUCAAAGGGAUCGAUCCUCCAGAUGCUUCCAAACGCCGAGCGCGUCGACGCAUUGGCUGGCAUUACACUUGUUGAAAACAUCGCACGACUGUCGACCACUACAGUAUUCGGAUUGACAUUUGCGGCGCUCGCUGAGAUCGGGCAAAGUCAUCUCACGUUCGUCUGCAACGCUGCUGUUGCAUUGCUCGGCUUCGUGGUCUUGAUUUUCACGCGCUUUCCGCCGAAAGGUAGUCAUCGGGUGGGAGCCUAA
Molecule: messenger RNA, 1617 nt
Organism: Pyrenophora tritici-repentis Pt-1C-BFP
Lineage: Eukaryota; Fungi; Ascomycota; Dothideomycetes; Pleosporales; Pleosporaceae
Product: AraJ, Arabinose efflux permease
Biological process (GO): transmembrane transport
Cellular component (GO): membrane
Molecular function (GO): transmembrane transporter activity
Source: RefSeq, a predicted model, not a curated record